AUGUUUGGAAAUUCUGGUCUUUCUUCGAAGCCAUCGAGAAAAGCUCGUCCUCAGCCGCCUAGUGCGGCUUCGUCGUUGGCUGCCCAGGCAGCAGUUGCAACCUUCAAUAAGUCAAAUGGCAAAAAUGAAUCACUCAAAAAGAACCCGAAGCCACCAUCACAACCCUCAAUGCCUGUGGCUAUCCUGAACUCUCCCAAAAAGAAAAAGGGAUCAGACAUGAGUCCAUCAUCAACGGUUUCCAGUAGCCCAGUAGCUUAUCCAAUACCAAUCAAAUCAUAUUCUCGGCCGCGCAUUAUCCAUAAAGGCUCUAGUUACGAUAUGACAAAGCAUUCGCCCCCAAUACUAGAUAGCAAUGGCUUCAUUAAUGACGAAUAUGAAACUGAAAGCGAUUCAAAUAGAUUGAGUAUGGCUGCCAUUGCUGCUGCGGCCAUUGCUGCCAAGAAGAUCUCUGCAAUAACAGCUUCUGAUGAUUCUUCACGUCAAACAACACAAACCAAACACAAGCCAAACGUCUUGAAUACCCGUUUUUUACAGCCUCCAUCUAAUGAUUCCAGUAGAUCUUUGAAACCUCCUUUGAGCCCGGUGUCGUCAGUGUCCAAUAAUUCCAAUAUAAACUUUUCUCCAGGGGGCCUUACGAAGUCCAAAAGCAUUUCCCUAAACCACUAUCACUCUUCAGAAUCAUUAAAACACCAUCACAACACCCAAUUCGAUAACGAAUUAAGAAGCCUGUCUGCAGGCCCAACAUGCGAUAAAAGAAGUUUGAUGACAAAGGCUAGUAAUUCUAACAAGAAAUUACAAGAGGAUUUAAAAAACAACAAAAGUUUUAUCAGCUUAUCCGAUAAUUAUUCUUCUUCUGAUUUGGAUAAUCCAGAAGCCAAAAUAAUUAAGGUUAGAAGCAUGUCACCUCCUACAUUCUACGUUAGGAAAAAUGAUACCCAGGACUCAUUUCACGCAUCACCAUGUUAUAGUUCAACAAAUAACCACAGCCAACUAUCUCUAAGUCAGUUAUCUGUUCCAAAACUCAAACUUGAUACUCAAUUGAAACGAGCAAGUACAGAUGCUGUUACUUUUAGUGCUCACGAAUUUUUAACACCUCCAAAUAAAUUGCGCUCAAGUUUUCAACUUGACACUUCGUCACUGAGUAACAACAACAUGCUAAAUAUCCCACGGUCCAGCCACAGUGAAUUAUCAGAUGCAUCAUCUAUUGUGUCAAACGGAUAUCAACAGAAAACUACGCUGCAGAGGUCUCUUAACAAUACCGAUUCUGGGCAACCCAGUAUGAGGUCUUAUGAACCGGUUGAUAAUUAUGACGUUCAAUCGAAAAAUACCUAUAGGAAUAGUAAUCAUUAUCCAGAAAAAGAUGAAGAUGAAGAGGAAGCUUGUUUAUCAGACCUUGAAGGAGUAGAAUUAGACAACAGGGUGCUACCACAGUAUCCAUCCUCAGUGGGGUACCAUGAUUAUAGCGCUUCUCAGAAAAAAUCGAGGCUCACCAUUAGGAAAAAGGGGAAGAAGAUGUUACGUGAUUUGGGACUCAAAUCAGGAGGUGACCACAAAAGUCACAAGUCAGAGGUCAGUUACUAUAAUAUUAAUACAGAUAUGUCAAGACCACAAUAUUAUCAUAAUCAACAAGAUGAUGAGCAACAACUACUCGAAGAUGAUGAACAACAAAAACAAAAACAACACUCAAAAAUCAGGGGAGCCCAAAAACCCGUAGAAUUUAAGACUACUAUGAGAGAAAAGUCCCAUAAUCAGCAGAAGUUUAACGCUGACAAACCUUGGAAGCAUCAUAAUGAUUCCUUGGUUGUUACCGAGGCUGAAAAGAAAAGAUAUGAAGGUGUUUGGGUUGCUAAUAGAGGCCUUUACAUGAAUUUGAUGAGAAAGCCCAUUAAUGAUACAAGCACAAUAAAAGAUAUGAGUGUUCAAGAUCAGAAUGAAGCAGUGAUUUUAAACUCGAAUUUAAUCAAUGCCAUUCAAGCUCCUUCACAUACACAAGAACUCAACCAUCCCUCGCAGUUAGUGCAUGGCUACGUUGUUAGAAGUUUGUGGAGGAGAAGCAACCUAUCGUAUGACAUUCUUUCCCAGAUAUGGAGUUUGGUUGACCUUAGGAAAGAUGGAACAUUGAACAGAGAUGAAUUUUUAGUUGGAAUGUGGUUAGUUGACCAAUGUUUAUAUGGAAGAAAGUUGCCAAAAGCAUUAGAUGAUAGCGUUUGGUCAAGUGUUCAAAGAUUGGUGGUUCAAGUUGUUAUCAAACCAAGGAAAGGUAAAUUACUUAAGUGA
Molecule: messenger RNA, 2277 nt
Organism: Saccharomycopsis crataegensis
Lineage: Eukaryota; Fungi; Ascomycota; Saccharomycetes; Ascoideales; Saccharomycopsidaceae
Product: Irs4 protein
Exons: 1
Coding region: 1-2277 (758 amino acids)
Molecular function (GO): protein binding
Source: RefSeq, a predicted model, not a curated record